Messenger RNA from Dictyostelium purpureum, 1174 nucleotides. RefSeq lists its product as uncharacterized. Gene Ontology annotation, molecular function: cAMP response element binding; DNA-binding transcription factor activity, RNA polymerase II-specific. Bases 18 to 1136 code for a protein of 372 amino acids. The transcript has 3 exons. The record is from RefSeq and is a predicted model, not a curated record. Gene Ontology annotation, biological process: regulation of transcription by RNA polymerase II. NCBI's taxonomy places the organism in Eukaryota, Evosea, Eumycetozoa, Dictyosteliales, Dictyosteliaceae.
AACAACAACCAAUUUUGAUGGGUAUUUCAAGCCAUAAUAUUAUACAUAAUAUGAGUGAAGAAGAAAUUGAAAAACCAUUCAAUGCAAAGAAAUUCCAAGAUGAUUUAAGAUCAAUUGUACCAGGUUAUGAUGAAAACCAUAAUAUUUUAUCAGAGUCAUCAGGUCACUCAGAAUCAUCACAAAGUGAUUAUGAUGAUCUUUCCGAGCAACGUCAGGUUAGUGUCAAAAAGAGAGGUAGAGAACAAGAAGAAAUUGAUGUUUCUGGUUUAACCGUUUUACCACGCGAAAAAGUUUUAAAACUUACAAGUAAAGAGAUUGAAGAUUAUGUUUCCCGUUUAAAGCAAAACCAUGUUCUCACUCAAUCCGAAGAGAAAGAUUUAAAGAAGCAAAGACGUUUAGUAAAGAAUCGUGAAUAUGCUUCACAAUCUCGUUCUCGUAGAAAGGUUUAUGUCGAAAAUAUUGAAUCAAAACUCCAAAAAACCAAUCAAGACUGCAUGAGCAUCAAAACUCAAUUAAAUCAAGUCAAAGAAGAAAAUAAAAUGUUAAAAAAACAAUUGUACAGUAUAGUUUCAACCCUUAAAUCUGAUUCUUCUUUGGCCCAAGCUUUUGGAAAAUUAUUUGCUCCAUUAGGUAAUAACAAACCAUCAUCCACUACUACCUUAUUUAUUUUCAUAUUUUUAUUCUCUUUUACAUUUUUAUUCAAAUCACCAAUUUCAUUUAACUCACCAUCUUCUACUAUUACUUUUAAUUCAGAUAGUGCAUCUUUACAACGUAAUUUAUUGGAGUUUGAUGAGCCAACCGCUGCACCAAGCUCUGAAUGGAAGAGAGCUAUUUUAGAAGAAACAAAACAAUAUAUUGAUAACUUGGUAGAUUCAGUUUAUUCAAAUAUUAGAUUUAAAGAGGUAUCAGAAACUAAAUUAAAUACUGAAACAUUCUUACCAAUUGACAGUAAAGAAAAUAAUACUACCGAUAAAAAACAAGUAGAAACCACCAUCACCGCAGAUGAUGAAAUUACAAAUAUUUUUGGUAAAGUUUCAUUAGAUGAUGCUGAACCAGAAAAAUGUAAAAAUAACGAAAAUACUUUUGAUGAUUUUAAAGAAACUUUAAGAUCGAAUUCUCCACCUUUAACACAAUAAAAUAUCAUUUUUUUUUACAUAUAUAUAAAAUAAUUAAU